Molecule: messenger RNA, 471 nt
Organism: Colias croceus (clouded yellow)
Lineage: Eukaryota; Metazoa; Arthropoda; Insecta; Lepidoptera; Pieridae
Product: THAP domain-containing protein 5-like
Exons: 2
Coding region: 150-470 (106 amino acids)
Source: RefSeq, a predicted model, not a curated record
AUGCAUAAACAUCGAGAUAUAUGUACUACGUACUAGAGAGGCGAUCGCUACUACACUCUCUUUAACACGAGCUAGAGGCAAGAAUCACAAGUCUCUUUAGUCUGUGCCGGACGCUUGCCGCGUCAACACGUGUUAUUGCUCUGUUCAAAAUGCCUUCGUGUGUGCUAAGAUAUUGUUUUAACAGUUCCCAUAAUACAAACAAAUCCCGAGGAGUGACGUUUCACCAGUUUCCAUGUCUGGGCCGUGAAGAAAGGGAAAAAUGGGUAAAAUUUGUCCAAAACAACCGCAGUGAAGAAACCUGGUUACCAUCCGAUAGAACUUGCGUCUGUUCAUUGCAUUUUCGCGAUGAGGAUAAAUAUACCACAAAAGCGGGAAGGCGUUUUCUAAAGAAGUCUGCUGUUCCUUGUAUUGAUGUUAGUAAUAAUAAUAAAAUUUUACGGAUUUGUAUAACAAAUAAAAUAUUAUUUUAGC